AUGGGUCUAUCAAACGAUGAACGUGGAUGGGUCAUGGCAAGUGUCAGUGGUGCUGCAUGCAUCAUCGGAGCCUCCAUCAUUUGUGUCGACAUAAUCGUCAGGAAGUUUCCGAGCAAACCCAACUUCAGGAUACAGGAUAGUGACAUAUUUUUGUCAUCGUCGCUCAGCUUGAGUUUUGGUGUUAUGCUUUUCUCUGCACUUUUCAGCAUGAUGCCCUCGGCCAAAAGUUCUCUUCAGAAGGGUGGAAUGUCACCGAAAGCAGCUGCUUGGAUACUGAUAGGUUGUUUCCUGGGAGGUGCUCUCGGCAUUCAGGUCAUCAGCCGACUUGCUCAUCUGUUUAUGCCAUCUCAUGUGGUGGACUGCGAACACUCUCACGACGAGGAACAAGCUGUCAAGGAGCCUUCUGAGGAAGACGGACAACUACGUCAUGAGCAGGCACAUCCUCCAUCUCACGACCGCUCCCACGGCGGAUCCAAUUCUACCAUCAAGCAACAUGGUGAACACGUUCACAUUCAAAGACCUAAAAUCGGCACACGCAAAUCCACCUCUGCCGCGGUCAAUGAGAACGGUGCUGUCAAUCUCCCUCCAGGCAAAAGCUUGUCCAGAAGACCCUCGCUACAAGCUCGUCUAAGUCAGACACUGUCCUCAAUUGCUUCAAGAUCUAAGUCGUCUUGCGAUUGCGAUGGUCCCUGUUAUGGAUUUAGUGAGCCGUGCGGCGCAGAUUGUUUCAAGAAUAUGCAAACAAGGCAGGCAAGCACUCGGUCAAUCAUUCGUCAACAAUUACUACGUGGUGAAUCAGCCGCCUCGGAACAGACUCCUCUACUGCAAGGUAUUAGAGAGGAGACUGCUCCCCGCCCUGGACACCAGAAUCGUGUGGCUUCGGAUACGGUCCUGCAAACCAAGAGAUCUAACGGCAUGCUCAAUCUCAGCAACCCCGACGCUGUGGUCGAGGAGGAGUCAGAUACGCAUUCACUUCAGCACACAAAGUCCCACGCUUCACUAUCGAGCAACCAACAGCAAUCCGGCGAGCAGCAACGCCACCAUCAUCACGUCCCGACCAAUGUGUUCGCGUCCAUCGGUCUUCAGACCUCGAUCGCAAUCGCUCUCCACAAAUUGCCCGAAGGCUUCAUCACAUUCGCCACCAACCACGCGAAUCCCAAACUUGGCUUUUCCGUCUUUCUCGCUCUGUUCAUCCACAACAUCACCGACGGAUUUGUUCUCGCUCUACCCCUCUACCUCGCCAUCAACAACCGCGCCAAGGCAAUGUUCUGGGCUUCUCUUCUUGGCGGUGCCUCUCAACCUCUUGGUGCAGGUGUCGCUGCACUCAUCUUCAAAAUUGCCGGCUCUAAGAAUGUCGCAAUCAGUGAGAACUUCUAUGGAGCCAUGUUUGCGGUCACUGCCGGCAUCAUGGCUUCUGUUGCAUUACAGCUUUUCGGUGAGAGUCUUGAACUUACGCAUAAUAGAGGCCUUUGCAUGAUCUUUGCAUUUGUUGGUAUGGGUAUCUUGGGUUGUAGUUCGGCGUUGACUGCUUGA
This is a messenger RNA of Aureobasidium subglaciale EXF-2481, 1533 nucleotides long. RefSeq lists its product as uncharacterized. Gene Ontology annotation, cellular component: membrane. NCBI's taxonomy places the organism in Eukaryota, Fungi, Ascomycota, Dothideomycetes, Dothideales, Saccotheciaceae. The record is from RefSeq and is a predicted model, not a curated record. Gene Ontology annotation, molecular function: zinc ion transmembrane transporter activity. The transcript is spliced from 3 exons. Gene Ontology annotation, biological process: zinc ion transmembrane transport. The coding region runs from base 1 to 1533 and encodes 510 amino acids.